Saccostrea cuccullata (small rock oyster) is the source of this 8804-nucleotide messenger RNA. RefSeq lists its product as uncharacterized. Gene Ontology annotation, biological process: detection of mechanical stimulus. Gene Ontology annotation, molecular function: calcium channel activity; protein binding; calcium ion binding. Gene Ontology annotation, cellular component: membrane. The record is from RefSeq and is a predicted model, not a curated record. Lineage: Eukaryota; Metazoa; Mollusca; Bivalvia; Ostreida; Ostreidae.
UCAGCGACCAUUGUUGCGUUUUCUCUUGCUAAUGAGAGGAAUCGAUAUAUAAAACUAGAAGACAAUGGAAGUGUCAUAAUUGAUCUUAUCCUAAAAAUAAACGGGAAUACAUCAACUGAUAUCGAAAUUGCACUCAAAAAUGAAAGCCAGAUAUUAAAAACUGAAAAUCACACGUUUACAGACGAAGAUUUGGUUAUUUCAAAUGGUUCAAUAUCACUAACAUUUCCACUAAACCACAAUGAUUUCCCUGAAUUCGGACAGUAUGAUGUUCUUUUGAUGGCAUACCUAAGCAACUCGCUGUUUAACGAACACAAGAUAAAUCUAACUGUCUUCUAUGACAAAAGAAUAUCUUAUGUACAGAUUACCUGUCCAUUGUACGUGGUUAUUGGAACUACGGAAGAUUUUACAGCAUCAGUAAGUGGAGGGAGCGAUGUAGGAAUAACCUGGCACUGGACUGCAGACGACUUAAAUAUAACAUCCACUCAAACUAGAAAAUACACUAAGAAUAACACACAUACUUUCAAUAUUUCUCAAGCUGGAUUAAUUAUUAUAAACAUAACUGUGUCAAAUGCAAUAUCAAGUUCUACAAAUUCAUGUACUUUGAUGUCUUUGAAUAGCAUUGGCGAUUACAAUUUCCCCGUUCGCUCUGUGUUCAACACAACAGAAACUGCAGAAUUUAGAAUUGGAAAUAAGUCCACAAUUCAACUACCAAUGGAAUUAUUUUCCUUAAAAGUCUGUAUUAAUUCCUCACUGAUUUCCGUUUUUCCUAUUUCGGAUUACAACAUAACUAAUUUUACGUUCACUUAUAACUUCACACAACAAGGUCCUUACAUCGUGUCUGCAGAGUUAACAUCAAGAAUUGAGUCCCGUAAUAUUUCAGCUACUGUGGAGAUUUGGGAUAAUCUUGAGGCUCUGGAGAUUAAAGCUUCAAAAAUCUACGCCAAGGUCAAAGAAAAUAUAACAUUCAUUCUAAGAAAUUUUCCUCCAUCAAACUUUAACUAUAAUAUAUCCCUCGGCGAUGAUACGAUUUGGGAAAACGUGACAGACAAAUACCAUGUACGCUUUGUACCACCUGAAUACCAACAUAAUUACAGCCAACCCGGGAAUUACACGAUCAAACUUUUUGCAUGGAAUAGGAAUAACUCAAAAACAGCGAUCUCCCAAAUCCUUGUACAGCACCCGUUCGUUUGCAAUAGUUUGAGUAUCUCUCCAACAGAGUAUAAUGUCCCAAUUCCGGACGGGAUUGUUGAAUAUACUUUAACGUAUGCACAAUCACCCUUUCCAUCUAGUGCAACAUGCAAGAUGGAAAAUGAGGCUAACACAGUUUUAUUCAAUGCAUUCUACAAUACAGCAAAUGCUACUUACAUGCAUAGAUUUGAAAGCGCAGGAAAUAAAUCAGUUAUAUUUAAUUGUUUCAACUUCGUUAGCUCAUGUUCUCGGAUAUCUAUUACAAAUGUAGUGGUUGUACAUAUGAGAAAUAUGAAUUUGAACUAUCAAAAUCCAACUGCAAUGAAUAUAACGAGGCGUUUAGGAAAACCAUUCAUGUCUGAUCCAGUUCCAACAAAUGUAACUUUCAGAGUUUAUCUUAACAAUUGUUCUCGAUUGCCAUAUAAUAUUAAGGAAACAUGGCAUAUUGGUGAUAAUACUUCAAUCUUUUACAACAGAACCGAUUUCAACCGAAUAUUUUUAUUUAACUCCAGGGGUACUUUUGAACUCAAAGUCAUAUUUAGCUCGAAAAAUGACAGUUUCCAAUAUAUCAACAGCAUUUCUACAGGGGCAAUGAAAGCUUAUUGCAACAAAACUAAAGCUGAUUUCCGCAAGGUUCUAUUUAAUGUUACAAUUGAAAUGGAUGGCAAUGCUGCUUUUGAAUUUGACCUCGAUUCGGGAUAUUUAGCUAACCAUGAGGCAAGUAUCUUGGUUUGGGAAAGAAAUAGAAAUAAAACAAGAAAGCACAUUCAGAUAAACUAUACAGAAUAUGGAUUUAAGAUGCCGAAAUUUAUUGGACAUAAUAACAAGAUAGCAGAAGAGAUUUACCUACAUGAUCACCUUAUCGCAGAGUAUGACCUUGUUAAUGAGAUAGAACUGCAUACUACUGCAGAAAAUAGGAAUCAAACAGUGCCAUUACCUCCAGGAAAUAUCAGCAUUUUGAUUGGGAUAUCUCCACAUUUAGAGAAUAGCAUUCGACCGCUAGUAAAAUGUACUGUAAGCCCUGGAGAUGAAGUACUUCGUUUAAAUUAUACCAGUCUACACAAUAUAACAAAUAAUAGCCCAAUGAUUGUUAAUCAUACGUAUUAUGAUCUUGGAAAUCAAAAUAUUCACGCUAGAUGUCAAAAUUUUAUAUCAAAUUUAGAUCUGCAUGAUGUUGUUGAAGUGAUCAAUGUUUGUUUUGGACACGAAGGAAUAUUCGAUAGACAGUUUUCCAUGCAGAACAAGACAAUGGCAGUAUUUGAUUCUAGUGAGGUGUAUAUUGCCAACAGAAUGAGCAUUUUUUGUCCUAAUUAUGAUAUUACGUUCAGCUGGAAAAAUUGCUCAUCAUUAGUCGAAAGAAAAGGAGUGUGCAUGUUUGAUGCAAAAAGCCCCCCACAGGAAGCCUAUAAGAUACUCUUAAAUAUAUCUAUUCCAGGUUUGCGGACAUAUAUCCGCGAGCCAAUGUUCGUAAAAAUAAUUUCUUCUUCUCCAUUUGCAUACAUUGACGGUGGAAAUGUAAGGAAAGUCGUUGUAGGAAAGAUGAUCUCUUUCCUUGCGAAAAAUUACUCAAAACAGAUCAAUAGGUUUGCUACGUUCCAUUGGACCAUUGAUAGUAUCUCAAAUCAGAAAUAUGCUAAUACCCGUGCUAAUGAAAGAAACAUUUCACUUAGCUUUGGAAGUCUAGGUAACUACAAAAUUACACUUACUGUCCAAAAAGACAGUGCAUAUGAUAAAUUUACACAGACAGUUCAAGUGAAAGAAACGGCGGAUGAGAUCACAAUUUCCAGUAUCAAAUGUAUUGUAAACUGCAUGAAAAAUGUAUCGACACAAACAAAGAUUGCUGUAUCGAGCCUAUGCGAUACCUGUCUGAGUAAUAACUUGACUCUCGAUUUUCAUUGGACACUUCUUGAGGAGAAUGUACCUUUGGAUUUAUACAAUAUGACAGUAACAGGUAUUGGCGGUCCAGCUUUUGCUUUGGAAGGAAAUAAAUUGACGCCAGGCAAAAACUAUUUGCUUGUUCUGACAGCUGCCAAGGAAAAUGAGACUGGUAACCAUAACUUGACCAUGCCUUUUAAAACCACGGAAUAUCGAAUCAUUCCAAGCGUAACAUGUACUGCAGUAUAUUCUAAAGAUAAACUUGCAAUUAGUGCUAUUUGUACGAAUCGGAAAUCUGACACAUAUCCUGUGUUGGCUUACCUAUUUGAAACAAUCACCAAGAGGAAAUCUACAUAUGGAGACAUCGAGGACAUUGUAAAUUAUCUGUACAAAGGAUACGAGGGUUCCAUUUUUGAGACUCCGAUCCAAGUUGGACAUCAUAACUAUAAUAAUAGCGUUACACUUCGCAUCAAAGCAUACAAUGAAUAUGAUGAUCAUUUUAAAGUAUUUGGGAAAACAUUCUCUAUUUCAACACCAACUAAAUUCCUUCCCAAUGGGGGUCAUGACAAAGAACCAGUUCUAAACCUUUAUAAAGAAUUUAACAAGACGGUUGGGUUCAUUAGAAGAGGAGGCGAUGUCAUCCGGACAUUUCGUUACAUUGGCUCAAUAGCUUCCUCCUUACUACCUUACAAGGGGAAUAUUUCUGUCACAACUGAAAAGGAGAUCCUGGAUGGAACAAAAACAACAGUGACUUUCUACGAAGAUUCCGACAUUGAGAAAUUAUACAAAGAAAUUAUUCAUCAGAUGAUUGUAAUAUUAUCGGAGGAAGGCAAAACUUGCUCUAAGUGGACGUAUGAAAAAUUUAGCCUGACAGACAUCCACCAGAUCUUUAGUUCAAUUGAUGCAGUUGUUAGAAAUCCAUCAUAUCUGUCAAUUCAAAGUCUUGAAAAAAUGAUCGUACUAGUUGAAAAUAUGAUAGAGUGCUUUACAAUCCGCAUUAAUGAAACGGAAAUUCCUUUUCCAAAUUUCUACGUUCAUACAAUGGAAGAAAUCGUAAAACAUAUUGUACGAGUUGUCAACAUCAUUAUCGAUGUCAUGCUACCAGAGAAUCUUCAGGAUUUCAGCGAAGAGCUAUCUCCAGAAAAUAUUUUGAAUGAACUAAAAACAAAGAAGUCACGAUCUGAUAGACAAUUUGAGCUAAUCAACAGAAAUUUAACAGAAAGGGAGCUGAACGACCUCAUACGAAAGAGUUACCUUAUCCUGCAGCUGAGACAGCACGAGAGAGAGAUACAAUCCAAACAAAUAAAUAUGUCAGAAGCGUAUUAUAAAAGAAUACAGGCUAUGUUGACAAAUGUACAAGCUACGUUACUUAGUACACUUGUCACCGGGGAAAAGAUGGAGUUUCACCAGCCAGACCUUAAGCUUAUUGUCCAAAAGACAACUUAUACUGAAUUUAAAAAAGCUAACGCGAAUAAUACUAACCUUCAAAAGUAUAUCAUUGGUAUAACACAUGAGAACAGUUCGUCAAGUCCAAAUUCCAUUGUGGACGUAAAGAUCAUUGUCUUUGGGAAAAAUCCUUUGAUAUUCGGGGAAAACGCUAGCAGUCUGACAUCGGACGUGUUCGUGUACGAUUUUGGAGAUGAAACUGUGAUGGAUGUCAAAUUACGUAAUCGAGGGAAACCCCAGCCUUACGAUUUUAGUCCUUUAUACAGUUCGAGUAUAGGCGAGUUGAUAACUCAUUUUUACUUUGACGUAAUGAAUAAUGAUGACGCAAUCCUUAUUUACUUAAAACCUCACCUCCUGGAAGAAAUUUCUUCAGAAAGGCCCUUGUAUAUUCUGUUCAUAUCGCCAAAAGCUUUUCCAACCACUGCUUCAUUCAAGUCUGGCCGAGAUUAUAAAACCAUUACCUCUGUCAGAAAUUGGGACACUGAUCUAGGAUAUAAAAUAUUUGUUCCUAACGGCUAUUGUCCAAAAGGUGUCUGCUAUAUGGGAAUCAAACCUCUGAAAGAAGAAGAACCAGAGGAUCUGUCUCAUGAAACUAUGUCUUCCCGACCGAAGAGAGAGGCUGUCCAUGCCUUGUCCUCAAAUCAGUCAAUCUACAGUAAGAACAGCACGAUUGACCCUGCAGUUGCUAACUUCACAUUACAGGUCAUAACCACAGCAUGUAGGGCUUGGGACAAAAUAUCGAAUACAUGGGAGUCAAAUCGCUGCCAGGUUCUUUCAAUGACAACGAUGGGAGAAACAAUAUGCCGCUGUACUGGGCAUAUAUUUUCAACAACCUUCUACGUUCCACUCAACAUGAUAGACUUGUAUAAAGUUUGGGGAAAGUUUGAUGCAGCAAAUGCUUCGGUUUAUGGCACCAUGAUCGCAGUUCUAGUUGUCUAUCUUAUAUUGGCUGUAAUUCUAAGACGAGAAGAUAAGAAAGAUAUUGAACGGUGGGCGAUUUCCUUUCUAUGUGACCAUGAUUCCGAGGACUGUUACUUCUACAUGAUAACUGUUUAUACUGGUCUGAGACGCCGGGCAGGGACCACUUCUAAUAUUCAUUUUGUACUGAGUGGAUCAGAUGACGAGAGUGGAAUACGAAGCUUAAGUGAUGGAGAAAGAAAGGGGUUUCAAUCUGGAAGUAUUGUUACAUUCGUGUUUGGGACGAAAGACAGUUUAGGUGACCUCGAGUACUUCAGAAUAUGGCAUGACUGUUCAGGCCAAGGGUCGUACCAGGACUGGUUCUUAAGUAAAAUAGAAAUAGAUGAUCUACAAACGAAUGAGCGGUCUAUAUUCCUGUGUGAUGAUUGGCUCUCACUAGAUGAGGGAGAUGGAUUAAUUGAACGGAUUCUUCCUGUGUCGACAGUGGAAACUUUGAUGGCCUUUAAAACCCUGGUUGCACAUCAAACACAACUUAAUAUCACCGAUCACCAUCUCUGGUUGUCCCUUCUAUUUCGGCCAAGAAAGAGUAGAUUUACUCGGAUACAGAGGUUAUCCUGCGUACUUGCGUUGCUUUUUCUAAGCAUGAUUUCCAAUGCAAUGUUUUACAAGUCUGCCGGAGAAGAAGCGACUUACAACUAUGUGCAGAUUGGUGUAUUUAGACUGUCAGUUUCAGCACUGUUUGUAUCCUUGAUCGGAAUUAUUUUGACUACAAUUCCUAUUUUAUUUUUAACAAUUGUUUUCCGAAACCGACGAUUAAAGACAAAUAAAACUCAAACUGAAGCUAAAGAAGACAAGAAAGUGACCACUACACCUCAAUCGUUUAGAAUUCCGUCUGAAUAUAUUAAAGAACACGAAAAGUCCUUACCAUAUUGGAUACUUUACAUUGCCUGGAUACUUCUAUCGGUGAUAGUUCUGGUUUCUGCUUUCUUCCUCUUGCUUUACAGUAUGGAAUGGGGUAAAGGCAGAUCUGAAGAAUGGCUAAUGUCCUUUUUCUUAUCCUUUUUUGAAUCAAUUUUGUUUGUGGACCCCAUUAAGGUCUUAUUUGUUGCGGUGUUAUUUGCCACCGUGUUCAAAGCUAUAAUUUACGAAAAAUCAGCAGAAGUGGACAUUGAUCAACUGAAAAAAAUUUCAACUCUUUAUAGAAACUCGGAUAACUAUGGAUUAGCAGCAUUUGCUAGUAAUAUUCUGAGAGGACGAGAUCCACUGACCCAAGACGAACUUGAAAAUCUGAAAGCCAAAAGACAAGAGGAAAAGAGGGCGAAGAAAGCAUUGAUAAGAUUAAUAAUAUUUGCAGUGUAUUUAUUUGGACUUUAUUCCAUAAGUUUUUUGGAGAGGGACUUAGAUUCAUUUCACUAUAAAUCAAACAUCGACAGCUACCUUUAUUCAAGUGACAAUGGACAACUAGGAUUUUCUUCUAUAAAUCGAACAGAAGAUUUCAUCAAUUGGCUGCAUAAAACAUUUGUACCUACGUUUUACCCCUUAAGUAACUAUGCCGGCGAUGAAUUAGGGGUGAUAGACAAGCAAAUGUUCAAGGACAGUGCAAGUUUCCGUAUUGGACCCGCUCAGCUUCGUCAAUUAAGAACAGAGAGGGCCGCCUCAUGUCCCUUUACACGAAUAACAUGGCCAUAUCCUUGCAUUUACGAAUAUUCCAAUAAACAUGCAGAUACUUCCGAGUACUGCUCUGAGUGGAAAUUGUAUGACUUAAAAUGUGAAGAGAAUACAAAUAGAGUUGAAAAAUAUUAUACGGCAGGUGCUUGGAAAUACACUGAUGCUGAAAGUAUAUGGGGAAUAGCAAAAUCAGGAGAAUAUGGGACAUACGAUGGAGGAGGAUAUAUCACCCGCUUUACAAAAAGUCAUGAUCGUGCUGAAGAUUUAGUCAAGGAAAUAGUUGAAAAGAACUGGAUUGAUCGUAAUACUCGGGCUGUUUUCUUGGAAUUCACCCUAUAUAAUCCAAAUAGAAACCUCUUCAUCCACGCCAUAUAUUUAGCAGAAUUCAUAGAGACUGGUGGGAUUUUGACGUGGACUGAGACACAAGCAUUCCGCCCAAUAGUAUCUGCAGAUAUGGUUGGAAGUUUUACCAUCUUAUGUUAUUUCAUUUUUCUAUUAUACCUUGUGAUAACGGCCAUAAACGUUGUUUACAAAGUGAAGAAACAUGGCUGCCUAAAUUUCUUCAAACAGCCGUGGAACUUGGUAACAACACUUAAUAUUUUCCUCAGUUUUUCUUGUGUCGCAGUGUAUAUUGUAAGAGUUACAUUUGCCAAGGAGACGAUGAAGAAAUUUUAUGACGACAAAUUAAGCUUAAAGAUAAAUGAUGAAUUUAUCAAUUUUAAUCAUAUCGUAAUUUGGGACAAUGUGUUUAAUGGAUUCUUUGCGAUCGUUGUUUUCUUGUCGACCCUCCAGCUUCUGGAGAUUUUAGGAUACAACAAGAGAUUCACACAAAUUAUAUCGGUUGUUGUCAAUGCCAGGGGAAGUAUUGGAGGAUUUGGUUUUAUCUUUAUCCUCAUUUAUAUUAUAUUCGCCACUUUAGGAACAUUGCUGUUCGGAGUAAAACUAAAAGAGUAUAGAAACUUUUUCAGUACUUGCGGUACUCUUGCCAAUAGUUUCAUCGGAAAGAAUAACGUAAAAUCAAUGGUUACUGCCGUCCCAACUUUUGCCGAGCUUUUUUACUUUUCGUUCAUGUUUUGUGUUAUCAUGACAUUGAUAACAAUUUUUGCUGCCAUUUUAAACAACAGCAUUAAUGAAGUCAAACAAACACUUAACAUGGAGUACGAAAAACUUGGAAUCAAACAUUUCAUCGGCAAAGUCGUCAAGGACUUGUUUGGAAUUAUCUUUAGAGAGAAAAGAAAGGGAAGACUUGUGUCAGAGCAAGAAAAUGUCCACCAGACCCUGUUGAAAGAUGGUGGUGAAACAUAUGGUAUUUUAAAGUUAUUAAGCAGUUCCUUACACAGUUUUAUGAAGAAAGAGGGCAAUGAAACCAAAUACCAGACGAAUGCAAUGGAUUGUGAUAUUUCCGAUAUUCAAGAGCUAAGUGCGAAGUCAAGAGAAUCAGAUGGCAAUAAAAGUUUUAAGGAAGUUGUCUUUGCCCAUUCCACAGAUGAUGAUUUCGACAUAAAGAAUUUUAAAUUCAUUUAGUGUGGAAUUUUGGUGCCAUAAUACACUCUCAACUGUAAAAGUUUUUAAGUUCGUUGUUUUUCAAUUAUAUUAAAAUUAUUUUCAAUCAGUCAGAAUUUCUCAUUAAUUGGUAUUUUAAUUUGUUUUAAUCUUACUGAUCUAUAUUUUAUCUAAUAUAGUUAGUAUACUAAUGUUUUAAUCAGAAA